UUGACAGUUCAGCUCUUCUGUCAGAAUCAAAACAUCGAAUGCUAAACAAAUCAAGUUUGUGUUAAAUGUUUAAAAUUUUUAAUGUUUGCCCCAUCCGCAAAGGAAUUUGAUUGUGACUUCGCUCUUUAUGGAUCAAAGUAAAAAAUUCCUCCAGAACGUGGCCCAUAUCGCUGGCCAAUUGGAUCUCAACCGCUUGGAAAGAACCACGAUGGCCUACAAACGUUUAUGUGUGGAACUGGAGUCCAUGAGCAAUGAGGUGACUCCAGCCGUUACUCCUCCGACUUCGGCUUCUGGUUCUCCGCCGACCGCCGUCUCCCCUAAUGGACUCCGAGCAAGUGCCUCAGAAUUCGUGCCCCAAGUGCCGCUGACCAGUGACCGGAUUCCCAUUGAAUUGGGCAAUGAUGAACAGGAUGAUGAUUCGGAUGACGACGGCUACGAUGAGGAGCGCAAGAGAGCUCCAAAGCCCUCAAUCUACGGCCUCCGGUUUUAUAACCAUCACUACGAGGCCGACGACGUGAGCGAAAAUCAGUUGGAGGCGGAAAAGAAGCGAAAGUUGGGCUAUAGGACUCCAAAGUUUCGGCCAAACCAGCCGACUUGUCGUUCUUCAAAGUCGGAAACGGACUGCAUUCCCACUGCGAAGCCUCCGCCGGAAUUGGCCAAUGGACAGCCACAUUUCAAAGGACCCUACAUGCCACUUCUGCAGCACAGAAUCGCCAACGCAGAGGCCUACGGGCUCAUUCAGGGUUCCGACGAGCGGAACAGCAUGCUCAUGGAUGACAUGGUCAAGCAACUGGCCCGCCUGGACAAAUGUCCCGUCAAUCUGAGUUCACUUUUUCCGAAAAAAGGUGACCCGAAACCAGAACCCUAGAUAGCUCU
This is a messenger RNA of Drosophila sechellia, 876 nucleotides long. RefSeq lists its product as uncharacterized. The record is from RefSeq and is a predicted model, not a curated record. The transcript is spliced from 2 exons. The coding region runs from base 128 to 868 and encodes 246 amino acids. Lineage: Eukaryota; Metazoa; Arthropoda; Insecta; Diptera; Drosophilidae.